AUGAGCGAGGCGAGCCGGGUGUGCUCGGGCUACUACAGCCUCAACCACAGCUUCGUGGAACCCUUCCAGUGCCCCCGGCGCGGGGAGGGAGCCACACUUCUCUACUGCUGCGGCUUCGCCGACCUCAAGUACUGCUGCGGCGAGCCGGGUAGCUACUUCCCUUACAAGCACAGCUACAUGUGGAGCCUCAGCGUUGGUGCCCUGAUUGGACUGGGAAUUGCUGCCCUUGUUUUACUUGCAUUUGUCAUCAGCGUCUGUGUCCUUUGCUAUUUAUUUCUAUAUACAAAACCUCAAAGAUUAGACAAUGGCCUUAAACUUCAACAACUUGAGACUUCUUCCACUCAAGAGGGCAACUCAAAUAGAAAAAUCAAAGCUUCAAAUUCAAAUGUAGCAUCAAAUUCAACAAAUGAAACAUCCUAUGAAGCUGAUGAUAUAAUUCGAAAAACAAUGGACACAGCACAAGUCAACAUUGCUUAUUAA
Condylura cristata (star-nosed mole) is the source of this 480-nucleotide messenger RNA. It is a transcript of the gene SHISAL2B, whose product is annotated as family with sequence similarity 159, member B. The record is from RefSeq and is a predicted model, not a curated record. Lineage: Eukaryota; Metazoa; Chordata; Mammalia; Eulipotyphla; Talpidae.